This is a messenger RNA of Hirundo rustica (Barn swallow), 3511 nucleotides long. It is a transcript of the gene LCP1, whose product is annotated as lymphocyte cytosolic protein 1. The record is from RefSeq and is a predicted model, not a curated record. Bases 288 to 2189 code for a protein of 633 amino acids. The transcript has 18 exons. Gene Ontology annotation, biological process: actin filament bundle assembly; actin filament network formation. NCBI's taxonomy places the organism in Eukaryota, Metazoa, Chordata, Aves, Passeriformes, Hirundinidae. Gene Ontology annotation, molecular function: actin filament binding; calcium ion binding. Gene Ontology annotation, cellular component: actin filament; actin filament bundle; cytoplasm.
GACAACUUCUUUAUAGCUGUAACAGUUUUGAAAAUUUCUGAAGGGAGCUUCCUUUGCUUCACUAAUGGAAAUGAAGAAGCUGGUUUGCAUGUUGCAGAUGACUCUGCUGUUUGUGUUCUGCCUGCAAGGUGCGUGCGCUGAAGAUGACAGCCUCAGGAAGGCCAGGAGGAUACCCAGAGGAUACCAGAAUACCCCUGCUGAAAUGUUUUGCAUGUCUUCCUGCCACUGACAGUGGAAUACCGGGUUGCAGACUUCCCUUGGAGACCUGCCACUCACAGAAGUAAGAAAUGGCAUCGACAGCACACUUCUCCGAGGAGGAGAUGGCAGAGCUCCGGGAGGCUUUCAGCAAAGUUGAUAUCAGCGGGAAUGGCUUCAUCGAUACCAAUGAUCUAACAGAGGUGUUGAAGGCUGCCAAUCUCCCUCUCCCAGGAUAUAAAGCCAGAGAGCUCAUUCAGAGUCUGACAACCACAGGGAAUGGCAGGAUCAGUUUUGAUGAAUUUAUUUCAAUUUUCCAAGACCUGAAGAGCGAUGAUGUUGCUAAGUCAUUCCGGAAGCAAAUCAACAAGAAGGAGGGGAUCUGUGCUAUCGGUGGGACAUCGGAGCAGUCCAGUGCUGGCACCCAACACUCCUACUCAGAGGAAGAAAAAUAUGCCUUUGUCAACUGGAUUAACAAAGCCCUUGAGAAGGACCCUGACUGCAAGCAUGUGGUGCCAAUGAAUCCAGAAACAGAUGACCUCUUCCAAGCAGUUGGUGAUGGCAUAGUGCUUUGUAAGAUGAUCAACUUUUCAGUGCCAGAUACCAUUGAUGAGAGAACAAUCAACAAAAAGAAACUCACGCCCUUCACAAUACAGGAAAAUCUGAACCUGGCCCUGAACUCUGCCUCAGCCAUUGGGUGCCAUGUUGUUAAUAUUGGAGCUGAAGACUUAAAAGAAGGGAAACCUUACCUGGUUCUGGGUCUUCUAUGGCAAGUCAUCAAAAUUGGACUCUUUGCUGACAUAGAGAUCAGCAGGAAUGAAGCUUUGAUUGCUCUCCUGAGAGAAGGAGAGAGCCUGGAGGAUCUGAUGAAAUUGUCCCCAGAGGACUUGCUGCUGAGAUGGGCAAACUAUCACCUGGAAAAUGCAGGAUGCAACAAAGUCAACAACUUCAGCUCAGACAUCAAGCAGCCUGACUUCUACAGCAUUAUAAAGGACUCAAGAGCUUAUUACCAUUUGCUGAACCAAGUUGCCCCCAAGGGAGAUGAAGAAGGCAUUCCGGCUAUUACUAUUGACAUGUCAGGAUUAAGGGAGAAGGAUGACGUGCAGCGAGCAGAGUGCAUGCUGCAGCAGGCCGAGCGCCUCGGCUGCCGCCAGUUCGUCACCGCCACCGACGUCGUCCGCGGGAACCCCAAGCUCAAUCUGGCCUUCAUCGCCAACUUGUUCAACAAAUACCCUGCCCUGCAUAAGCCAGAGAACCAGGACAUCGACUGGAGCUCCAUCGAAGGUGAGACAAGAGAAGAAAGGACAUUUAGGAACUGGAUGAACUCCCUUGGCGUUAAUCCACGUGUAAAUCACUUGUAUAGUGACCUGUCAGAUGCCUUGGUUAUCUUCCAACUCUAUGAAAAGAUCAAAGUGCCAGUAGACUGGAACAGGGUGAACAAACCACCAUAUCCUAAACUGGGUGGCAACAUGAAGAAGCUUGAAAACUGCAACUAUGCAGUGGAACUGGGAAAGAAUCAAGCCAAAUUUUCCCUUGUUGGCAUUGCUGGGCAAGAUCUGAAUGAAGGAAACCGUACGCUCACACUGGCCUUAAUCUGGCAGCUGAUGAGAAGGUACACCCUGAAUAUCCUUGAAGACAUUGGUGGUGGAGAGAAGGUCAACGAUGAAAUCAUUGUCAGCUGGGUCAAUGAAACACUCACUGCAGCUGGGAAGGAUUCAACCAUCUCUAGUUUCAAGGAUAGUAAAAUCAGCACCAGCAUGCCAGUCCUGGAUCUCAUUGAUGCCAUUCAACCAGGGUCAAUCAAGUAUGACCUCUUGAAAACAGAGGACCUGAAUGAUGAGGAGAAACUAAAUAAUGCUAAGUAUGCCAUCUCUAUGGCAAGAAAAAUUGGAGCAAGAGUCUAUGCCCUCCCAGAAGAUCUGGUUGAAGUAAAACCCAAAAUGGUCAUGACAGUGUUUGCCUGCCUUAUGGGAAAAGGCUUGAAGAAAGUUUAAAGCACAAAAGACUUGCACUGAUGCCUGUUAUUCUCCCGUUAGUUUCCUUCAAACUGGAUGCUCUUCUCUGUAUCAAAGAAAUAUGCAGGGUGCUCAUGCUUCCAAGGCAUGAAUGUUAUACACGGUUCCAGGUCAUACAGAAGUUGUGUAUUCACGUGUAUCCAGGAAAUACUUUGUUUUGAACAGUAAUAUGUGCUUGGUUUCUUUGCCUUAUUUUCCACUUUGCUAGCUAUAACCAUUUCAUAUUCCUAAACAAGAUUUUGACACUGGGGCCUAAGCAUAUCCUUUCAUUAAUGGAUACCAGGGUUUUUGUGAGAGGUCAUCCAGUGACAGAAAUCUUCUAGGACUAUGAAAUGUUAUACUCUGCUUCUGCUUGAAAAUGUCGUCAUGCUUUUUGUAGCAUUUCUGCAAUACUUACCUUCAGUUUGCACCUGGGAUAACAAAACAGGUUUCCCCAAGCCAAUGCAAGUAGUAGUGACUAUAUUUUUAGAAGGAUAGAAUCCUCUGAGGAAAUUCUUGUGGAAAGAAAGGAGUGUUUGGUGUCUGUGGUGUGUUGCUGGUAUGCAAACUGAACAGUACUUUUCCCUGCAAGUUAUGCCUCUGCCAUCCAUGGCAUUACUCACAGAUUACAUUACUGGUUACUGAAAAAACCACACUGUAGCCUGGUCCUCCAAGAACAUCCAAACUCUGGAACCUUUGCAACAAACAUUCUCCAAGGGAUAAUUCAUUUUUAUGUCAUAAUCCACUUAAAAAAAUUGAAAAGCAUGAUAGAAAUGAAAACCAUGUUAAAAGAAACUAAGGGAAUGUACUCAGUUAGUAGCAAUACGAUGAGAAGUGAACAAAGGGAUGCCGAAUGACAUAUUUAUGUAGACUAUAAAAAUUCAACUCUGUUAACUUCACAGACUUGCACUCAAGGGGCUGCGGCUCUGAUUCAGGAGAGCAUUUAUACUUGUGCUAGCAUAAGAAACACACACUCAAAUGCUCCCCUGAACCCCGGCUGGGAUCCUCAACAGAGCUAAAUCAGCUUUGCUUUGCAGCUAACAAGGCACUGUAAAUUUGCCUCAGUUGAGGACCUAGCCCUGUCUAUAGAUAGUCAGUGGGAUAUAUUUGCACUGGAUCUCUUCCUUGGCAUGAGACGUUUACUGGCCUUUACGUGGAUUUUACUGUGGUGAAAUGCAGAAGGAGGGAAUUUUGCCUUAAUGCAAUCCCAUUGACACAGUCUCAGUUGUCUCCCUCUCCCCCUCCCUUUCCUCCAGCCCUUCAGGAUUGCCUUAACAAAGACAUGAGAAGUCUCUUCAAAUAAAGUGUUCUAUAAAGCCAAA